This is a messenger RNA of Nilaparvata lugens (brown planthopper), 2854 nucleotides long. RefSeq lists its product as uncharacterized. The record is from RefSeq and is a predicted model, not a curated record. Lineage: Eukaryota; Metazoa; Arthropoda; Insecta; Hemiptera; Delphacidae. The transcript has 3 exons. Bases 361 to 831 code for a protein of 156 amino acids.
UGUGGACGCCCGCCUUCACACGAGCCAACAUUUCAUCUGUCAAUUAUCAAAAAGUGCGAAAAGUUCACCUCUGGAGAGAAAAAGUGGGAAAUAUUGUGUGCAAAUGAAACGUUCUUGAAAUAUUGCCGCUGUCAUCGGAGUAAAAUUUAAUUUUCCGUCCUGGUUUUCUUUUUUCCGGAGUCGCGUUGGAGAGCUCUUCUCAAUGAAAAUGGAAAAGUGGGUGUUUCCGGUGCCAUGGGUUGAGUGGCCUACUCAUUGUUUGUGUCUGACAUGAAUUUGAAAACAAUUAGUGUAGUUGUCGUCUGAUUUUUGCUGCUUCAACUAUAUGUUACCUGGAGCCGUGAGAGAUUCGGACCAAGGAUGCUGUGGCGAGUGAUGGUGCUGAGCUGCGCAUGCGUGGUGGUGCGUGCGAGUGGCAGUGGUGCGGCUGCAGCCGAUCAUCUGCUGGAGCCAAGAUGGCAGCGGGAGGUGCGGGCACUGCUCGAGGCUAGCAGCUGGCUGCAACCGAGUGGGCCCGGUCAUGGACGUACUUCGCGAGAUUUCGAAGACUAUAAGGAGGACGGCGAUGAAGACCAGGACCAACAGGAACGUGACCUUGAGGACAACUCCAACAUUCGAUUAGCAGCCAACAAACGCGCACUGUCAGCUUUAUCGAGAUGGAAACCGUUUUCGAGCGCCUGGGGCUCUAGCAGACUGCGCCCCCUUGGACGCGCGCCCCUAGUUGCUGCCCUCUUGCCCCCUGAUGCCGAUCUGGUGUCGGCCGAGACACGCAACAUCAUGGGGCAACGACCGAUGGGGCAACCCCUUCGCUGGGGCAAACGCCGACGCUAACCUCGUCUCCCCAAAUUAUUCACUUCUUCCUCAGCCCCCCUCAAAACAACAAUCCCCCCCUCAAACAUCAAUUCACCCCGUCAAAUUACAAAAAAAAUACAUCUAUACGCUCCGUUAGUUAAAUAUAACUUCAACUUGAAAUCUAAUACGGAAUAUUCCAAGAACAUACUCCUAACGGACUCAAAAUAAAACUUGAACUUGAAAUAUUAAAUAUUCUAAGAACAUUACUGGAUAGUCUUAGAAAUGAAACCCCUUCUUCAAAAUCCAAGGUUCCUAUGAAUACCACUUGCAUCCUUGCAUGAAAAAUUCUAAAAAUAUAACAAUCUUAUAACUGAGAAAAAAUAAAUAUUAUUACAUUCUGGCACGAGAUAGUAGCAAAAUAUUACAAAUAACUCAUGAUGAAAAGCUACAAAUAUGACUGAAAUUCAAAAACGGCUUCCUAUAAAAAUAUAGCCUGUCUUAUGAACCUCACUUGAAAACUUUUAUCUACAACUUGAAACUUGGGAUAUAUUCAAAUAGAAAUUGAAUCUCUUAUUCAUUACGGAAUUUGUUCUACAUCGAAGGAAAUAAUUCAUUAUUAUUGAUGUUAUACUUUUUACUCCGAUUAUACCUGUUUACUCGAAUCAUGGAAUAUGGUAUUUCAGUUUGGUUUGUCUUUGAACCGCUGCUCGUCAUAAGAAUUAAGUUCGAUUAUAAUUAUAUAAGUAGCUUACAUUUUAUUCUGAGGAUGACUCGAUUGAAAAUGUUUCUCAUUUGUUAAUUGAAAACCAUUGAGAAUUGAAACAAUAAGCUAUAGAAAAUUCAACAACUAAUAUUUGGAUGAAGUUUGAUCACUUAUUAUAUUUAUCCUCUGUGACUUAACAAUUAGAAAACUUGAUAUUAUGAUAACUGGAAAUCAGCCAACAAAUUGUAUAUUUUGGUUGCAGAUAACUUUUCUUAAGGUUUUUGAUAUAUUCUAAUAAUAUUCAUUGCUAUAAAAUGUUAUAUAAUUAUAUUUUUCCUGGUUUCAAUAUCAUAAAUAGUCAGUUAUUGAUAAAGUGAUAACUUGUUGGUGAAAGAGAGAAGUAAUAUGAAAAAUAUGUUCCCCUAUGUUACCGUUUCUGUAUUAUCUUAUUCUUGAAAUAUCAUUAAUUCGUUAAUUUAUCCUGUCUGAACGCGACAAAGGUGAACUAGUACUUCUACAUAGUGAAAAGUAACAUUCAAUUCAUCAUUUUAAUACAUAAUUUAUUAUUGUACAUAGAGUUUGAAAGAAUGGGUUUGACGUUCGUGUUAUGUGUUAUAAUUGUACAGAAAAUCUAUUAUUUUACUAUAUAGUAUUUAAUUUCCAUUGUGAUCUCCCCACAAUUCAAUUAACAAAACGCUUCUCUCUCAUUCAUAUUAUUACUUUAAAAUUAUAGAUGUUAUUCCAUGAAUAUUGUUAAUGGUGAUGAUGAUUGAGAUCCGUUGGUGCGAUGGAGCAUGUUGAAUGAGAAAUACUGUAUUUUCUUCUAGUGUAUGUGCUAUGUGAUACAAUUACUGCUUCCAAAUUUUAUUUUAUAAAAGAGCUCUCUUUGUUACACAACAUGUCCCGUUUCUCAUUCAUUAAUUUACUUUCCGAUGUUUGUACGAUACGUACAAACUUUUUCACGUAAAUUACUAGUAAAGAUUCUAAAGUGAACCUCAGUUUCAUUUCGGAAAAGACCCAUCAAGGUCUGCUCGACUUGAUAAAAAAAUUUACUUUACUAUGAGCCCCUUUCUCCUAAAUCUAGAGUUGGAUAUAUAAUGUAUUGUUUCUUGUUAUCAAUGCUAUAAAUCUGCAAAGAGCUAUUGAUAAAUCAAGAUAAAUUGUCAGAUUAUCAGUAGUUAUUUUGGAAUGAGUACAUUGGUAGAUAAUUGUUUGAGUAUAAAAAUGCUACUGUAUAUUAUCAUUCCUCUAAAGUAUUAUUUUUCGUCUACAGAUGAAUAACCUAAUAUACAAAACACACUGUAUUAUCGUGGAUAAAUAAUGGGAAAAUGAACGAAUAAAUGGUACACUACGAUCUUA